Messenger RNA from Anthostomella pinea, 342 nucleotides. The record is from the annotation of a GenBank genome assembly. Lineage: Eukaryota; Fungi; Ascomycota; Sordariomycetes; Xylariales; Xylariaceae.
AUGAAACAUGACCAAGACGAUCUUGGUGCUGGGCAUGAUCUGGCACAUGACCAAGCACGUUUGCUGAUUCCGCCCGCUGCUGGCCCUGCUCAAGUCGGUCGCCCGGGUCCCGACACGCGCCACACCAUCGUCAACGACGUCAUGAAGUCCAAACCGCCCGCGAGUGAGAAGUUUUUCGACCCGCGGCUGUUGAGGAUCCCCGACUCGAACGGCGGCCAGGUCAUCUUCUACUCGUACAGCGCUGCGGCCAUCCUCUUGCAAAUGAGCUCCGAGCUGCCGAAGGCCAGGGCCGCAUGGACGCAAAUUUCAAGCCGCUGCCGUAUCUCACGACCAUCAUCAUAG